AUGUCCACGGUAAUGGGCUUGAAGCGUAACAAAAGCAUACAGGGCCUUACCGCGUUACUAAACAGUCUACAAAGAGUCAUAUCGAACAGACCCGAGGCGGUGGAAGGUCUAUACUGGCUUGCCAUCUGGUCCGUGGACGGCUCACUGGAAAAUGAGAGCUUUAACGACGUCUUGCAACGACUAGUUGUACCUCGAAUCCUGAAAGACGAAGGUGCCAGUCUGUUGUGGAAGCUGCGAAACGCUAGUCCCGCCGCUCGAGGUGGCAACCAAGUCAACGGCCAUACACCUCAGCAUGGCGGACCUUGUGCGCUGGCAGUACGUCUUCGAGACGUUGAGAUGACUUGGACUUCACGGGCACUGCAAAGACUUGCUCUGGGACGGCGAGACGGAGAUCAGCCCCGAGUCUUCGGCACUGAAGUCAGGACCUACGAGCUCGUUCAGCGGUAUGAGGGACAGCGAGGACCCAAAGCACGAGGUACCUGCGUGGUAGCAGUUCUCCUAGAGCCUGCACCCGGCCAGGAGAGCGAUGUAGAUUCCUGGUAUCGACGUGAGCAUCUAGCAAAGAUUGCCGCCACGCCAGUGCACAUACGCACGACUCGCUACAGGCUCCGUACCGGACUGGUCCAUGGAGCCAACGAUGGAGGGCCAACGAUGCUCGCGCUUCACGAAUGCGUGAGUGCGCAAGUAUUACUGGACUAUGCGAUCCAGCAUGGUCAUAUCGUCAAGGAGACGCCGUGGUCGAAGCGUGUUUUCGAGAAUGCACAGUCUGUCGAGCGCACGAUCUGGGACGUCACUGGAAAGUACCAACAAUGCGACGCGAAACUCGAUAAGCUUCCUCCAGCGGUCUAUGCGAACCAAGCAAAGGUCAAAUCGGCAAAGGUCCUCGACUUCAACGCCACCAACAAUAUUCGUCCCGUGCAAACACAAGCAAAUAUCAUCGGUGGAAGGUUUUUGCACAAAUAG
Molecule: messenger RNA, 963 nt
Organism: Recurvomyces mirabilis
Lineage: Eukaryota; Fungi; Ascomycota; Dothideomycetes; Mycosphaerellales; Teratosphaeriaceae
Exons: 2
Coding region: 1-963 (320 amino acids)
Source: RefSeq, a predicted model, not a curated record